Salvia miltiorrhiza (redroot sage) is the source of this 1467-nucleotide messenger RNA. RefSeq lists its product as uncharacterized. The record is from RefSeq and is a predicted model, not a curated record. NCBI's taxonomy places the organism in Eukaryota, Viridiplantae, Streptophyta, Magnoliopsida, Lamiales, Lamiaceae. The transcript is spliced from 2 exons. Bases 289 to 1341 code for a protein of 350 amino acids.
UCUACAUUUUGUUUUCAAAAACUUUUUCUAUAUAUUAGUAUUAGUAUAGAAUUAGAGUUGUGUGAUAGUGUACCGUUAACACAUGAAAUUUAAUAGGAUUAGCGCGUUGCACAUUGUUUGCAGCAAAUCAAAAUCAUAUUAGAACUGUAAUUCAUGUUCUAUAAGGAAUCUGAAACAAUUCCAACCCCUAUAUAUGAUGAUCACUUACAUUUUAAUCUUACAUCUUAUUUUCAACAUUCUUAAUCUUCUUCAUACGUAACAAAACACGAGUAUUUAGUUUGCUGAAAAAUGGCGAAGUUUGAUAGUAAAUUGAGAGAAGAUUUAGUUCUGACGUCAAAUCUGAGCGCUGCAGUUGAUGGAGAAACAUAUGUUUCGAGGGAUUCCGGCAGCCACAUUCCUCCACCGCCGCCGCUUUACAAGUGGCAACUCCCCGGUUUCUUCGACGGCGUGGAAGACGAUGAAGUCGAUACAACCUUGAGUUUGAGGACUCCUGGUAGUAACAACACCAAUAAAUCAACAGGUAAAACGUCGGAGCCCCAAACAUCCGCCGCCGCGCACACUCCCCGGUGGAACCUGCCCAGUUUCUUCGACGGCUUAGAGGAAGACGAAGUGGAUACAACGUUGAGUUUGAGGCCUCCGGGCAGCACCAACAACAAAUCAACAAAGCCGCCGGAGAAGGCUAGUAGGCCGGAAGAGGCCGCCGAGACCUCUGCCAGAAACAUUCGUCCUCCACCGGUGGUGAUCAAUGCGGUGCCUCUGCGGUGUGCCCUGCCCGCCCUCGCUGAUCAUCCAGUUGAAGCCUCCGUCCACAUUCCUCCGGUGGUGGAAAUCAAUGCGACGCCUCUUCGGAACAAAAAGAUAAGAAAGAGUAGCGGAGAUAAAAGCAGGAUAAAUAAGAGGAGAAGGAAUGAAGAAGAUGAGCGUCCGCCGAUUCCGAGCCAGGGGCUGCUGCGGGCCGUAGAAUUGCAGAGCGGAAGCGUGCCGGAGUUCUUGUACCGGAAGAGACUGGAGAAGUGUGAUGUGUCGAGGCACCACAACAGGUUGCUGGUGACGGGGAGCGAGAGGCUGAUUGGGUUCCUGAGAGAGGAGGAGGCGGCGGCGGUGUUGGACGGAAGUGGGCUGACGUUAGUGGGGGUUGACGGCGGAGGGAAUGUGUAUGACAAUUUGGCGAUGAAGAAGUGGGCGAGCUUGAAUACGGUUGUCAUCAACUCCGGUUGGAAGGAAGUGGUUGCUAAGAAUAAUGCCCAGAAAGGUGACGUCGUCGAGAUUUGGGGUUACAGAUCUACAGAGAAUGCCAACUCUUGCCUUGGCUUUCAGUUUCGGGAGAGAGGAGACAAUUAAUAAUCCCCAUGCUUCAACUUCAAACAAUGCUGCUUAGUUACUUAGCCCAUGAAUUUUUUUAUUUUCUCAUUUAUUAUUUGUGUAAACAAUUUCGUAGCCAAGUUAAUUACAAUCACACUGUCAAAC